GCCGACGUGCUGCGUCAUGACGUAGGCCGACGGCCCGUGACUCGCUCCAUAAUGGCGGAACCCUUGUUACAAUGGUGAUAACUUGUUAGCCGACCUGUUGUGAGAAGCUGCGGAUAUUUGUCACGGCGGGUUGUUUGCGCCGGCUUCAUGUUAAAGUCCGGUGCAGCGGGUUCAUCCACCGUUGCCUCUUCUCAGCCCAUGAAGGAAUUCAAGGAGAACUUUUCGGGCCAAGCGAUCCUGGACCACAUCAAGCCAUGCUGGUACUGGGACAAGAAAGAUUUGGCCCACACCCCGUCGCAGUCUGAAGGCCUGGACCCUGGCACGGAGGCCCGGUAUCGCAGAGAAGGAGCCCGCUUCAUUUUUGACGUUGGGACCAGACUCGGCCUACACUAUGACACACUGGCAACUGGCAUCAUAUAUUUCCACCGCUUCUACAUGUUCCACUCCUUCAAACAGUUCCCCCGAUACGUGACCGGUGCUUGCUGUCUGUUUCUGGCGGGCAAAGUGGAAGAAACCCCAAAGAAGUGUAAAGACAUCAUCAAAACGGCUCGCAGCUUACUGAACGACGUGCAGUUUGCCCAGUUCGGAGAUGAUCCGAAGGAAGAGGUAAUGGUGUUGGAGAGAAUUCUGCUGCAGACCAUCAAGUUUGACCUGCAGGUGGAGCACCCCUACAUGUUCCUGCUGCGCUACGUCAAGCAACUCAAGGGUGAGAAGAAUAAAGUGUGCAAGGUGCUACAAAUGGCCUGGACCUUUGUCAAUGACAGCCUGUGCACCAUGCUGUCUCUGCAGUGGGAACCAGAGAUCAUCGCCGUCGCCGUCAUGUACCUGGCCGGCCGCCUCUGUAAGUUUGACAUCCAGGAGUGGACUGCCAAGCAGUCGUCCCGUCGCUGGUGGGAGCAGUUUGUGCAGGACGUCCCAGUUGAGCUGCUUGAAGACAUCUGCCACCAGAUCCUGGAUCUGUACUCUCAGGGCAACAAGCCCAUCCCUCAGCAGAUCCAGGAGAAGGAAAGGGCCGCUGCUCCUCAGGCCCCAAUCCCUCCAAUCCCACAGGGACUACCACCAGCCCCCAGCCUCCCUCCCCCACCCCCAAAGAAGACUUCCCCCAUGGGAGGCAGCCCUGCACGCCAGCACAAGCGCGCACAUACUCCCUCCAAAGAUGAACCAAAGGCUCCAGAACCGGUUGGAUCAAAGAUUCCCCGGCUGGAAAGCCCCAUGCCCCCUCUGCCUGCAUCGCAGCCUCCCCCAGAACGCAAAGCUCCGGCUCCUCCCACGGAAGCAGAACCAUUAAAUGAAACCGCGCCGCCUCCACCGCAUGCGCCGCCGCCACAUAAGCCCCCGCCCCUGCCCCAUCGCCCUCCUCCACCGCCGCCCUCCAACUACAUCAUGUCCACCACCAGCUCCUACAUGUCUGGAGAAGGCUACCAGAGCCUGCAGUCACUGAUGAAGACAGAAGGUCCCUCCUACGCGCCGAUGCCCCCCAGCUACGCACCCCCAAUCCCACCAUACCACCCCCACGUCUAUCCGCCGCCUUCAGCCCCCCCCCCAGGCCCGCCACCGCCUUCUAGCUACCCACCACCCAACCUGGCGCCUCAGUAUCCUCCACCAGGCUACAACAGCUACCCUCCACCGCCGCCUCCGCGCAUGCCGCCGGGCCACGUGCCCCCUCCGGUUAUAGGACUCCCCCCUGCUGGGUAUCCCCCGCCCCCCGGCCCCCCAGGACAAUCGCAGGUGCCCCUUCCCCCUCCGCCCGGCAUGCCUAUGAAUCAUGGCGGUUGGAUGAGAUGAGAAUGAAUGCGGAGGCGUCGCUGGGGAGGGCGACCACCAGGUAGUUGUUGGGCUCUUGUUGUUCAUGAAGGCUUUCUAAGACGUAGACUUGAAAAUGAAUAGAUUGUUACGCGUCACAAGGAUGCUACUUGCUGUGGUUCCAGCAUAUUGAAUCAAUCGCUGUGCACUCGUCUGUCUGCAAACUGAUAUCCUAACUUUAGUUCUGUGCUGUUCUCUCUUGACCUUCUGACUAUUAGAGGUUGACUCAUUUCUUUCUGUAUUCAUGCACUCUAAUCGUUUUUGUACGUUCCCUCUGUUUUGCUGAGGAAAAGGUGUAAUAAAAUCUGGAGAUGAUUUUCCA
This is a messenger RNA of Gasterosteus aculeatus aculeatus (three-spined stickleback), 2125 nucleotides long. It is a transcript of the gene ccnk, whose product is annotated as cyclin K. The record is from RefSeq and is a predicted model, not a curated record. Gene Ontology annotation, molecular function: cyclin-dependent protein serine/threonine kinase regulator activity. Gene Ontology annotation, biological process: regulation of transcription by RNA polymerase II. Lineage: Eukaryota; Metazoa; Chordata; Actinopteri; Perciformes; Gasterosteidae.